GUGAUAAUUGAUUCAAAAUGGUAGACGGACAGUGAAAAAAGUUAUCGAAUUUUAGUGGUUUUGCCAGUUUUAUUCCUGAUAUAUUGUUUGAAUACGACCAGAGAUGGGGUCGUUGUUCCGCAGUGAGGAGAUGACCCUGUGUCAACUCUUCCUCCAGUCAGAAGCUGCCUACACAUGUGUCUCGGAGCUCGGUGAACUUGGACUUGUCCAGUUUAGAGAUCUCAAUCCUGAUGUAAAUGCUUUUCAAAGGAAGUUUGUCAACGAAGUGAGACGAUGUGAUGAAAUGGAGAGAAAGCUAAGAUUCCUUGAGAAGGAGAUCAAGAAGGAUGGGAUACCAAUGCUGGACACAGGUGACAACCCUGAUGCACCACAACCAAGGGAGAUGAUCGACCUAGAGGCCACCUUUGAGAAGCUUGAAAAUGAAAUGAAGGAAGUGAAUGCCAAUGCAGAAGCUUUGAAGAGGAACUUCCUUGAGUUGACGGAGCUGAAGCACAUCUUGAGGAAGACCCAGGGCUUCUUCGAGGAGAUGGCAACUGAAGAUCUAAAGGCUGAAUUCCAUCAUCAGGCAAUACACGAUCCGUCAAUGACUGAGGAGAACAUAGGAUUAUUAGGAGAGGAGGGGCUGCGCGCAGGAGGACAAGCUCUCAGGCUAGGGUUUGUCGCUGGUGUGAUCCAUCGUGAACGCAUCCCAGCCUUCGAGAGGAUGUUGUGGCGCGCCUGUCGAGGCAACGUGUUCUUGAAGCAGACGGAGAUCGAGACCCCCCUCGAAGACCCCGUGACCGGCGAGGAAGUGAGGAAGUCUGUCUUCAUCAUCUUCUUCCAAGGAGACCAGCUCAAGUCUCGUGUCAAGAAGAUCUGUGAGGGAUUCCGUGCUACACUUUACCCGUGCCCUGAAACCCCAGCAGAGCGACGCGAGAUGGCUGUCGGUGUCAUGACACGUAUCGAGGACUUGAACACCGUCCUCGGCCAGACCCAGGAUCAUCGUCACCGCGUCCUUGUGGCUGCCGCCAAGAACAUCAAAGUCUGGUUCAUCAAGGUCCGCAAGAUCAAGGCAAUCUAUCACACGCUGAACAUGUUCAACCUCGAUGUGACACAGAAAUGUCUGAUUGCUGAGUGUUGGUGCGCUGUCUCCGAUCUGGAUAAGAUUCAGCUGGCUCUGAGGAGAGGAACUGAGAGAAGUGGUAGCAGCGUCCCCUCCAUCUUGAAUCGCAUGCAGACGAAGCAACCACCGCCGACCUACAAUCGUGUCAACAAAUUCACCAGCGCAUUCCAGAAUAUCAUCGAUGCUUAUGGUGUGGCCAACUAUAGGGAGGCAAAUCCUGCACCGUUCGCCAUCAUCACAUUCCCGUUCCUGUUCUCGGUCAUGUUCGGCGACCUUGGCCACGGUCUGCUCAUGUUUCUCUUUGGCUUCUGGAUGGUCAUCAGAGAAAAGAGUCUCGGCGCAAAGAAGAGUGACAACGAGAUAUGGAACACAUUCUUUGGCGGCCGUUACAUCAUCUUGCUAAUGGGCUGCUUUGCCAUGUAUUCAGGCCUCAUAUAUAAUGACGUGUUUUCCAAGCCGCUGAACAUAUUUGGAUCUGCCUGGACACCACAGUAUAGCGGAGCAUUCUACCAAAAGAGCAAACUAAUCAUGUUGCAGCCUGUCAGGUCGAAUACGACUACUAUGUACCGUGGAACUCCAUAUUACUUUGGGAUGGAUCCAUUGUGGAAUAUCGCGGACAACAAGAUCACAUUUGGGAACUCAUUCAAGAUGAAGUUGUCAGUCAUCCUUGGGAUCUCUCAGAUGAUGUUUGGUCUGUGGCUCAGUCUCUUCAACCACACCUACUUCAAGAGGAAACUGAACAUCUGGUGCGAGUUUAUCCCCCAGCUGCUCUUCAUGCUCUGUAUCUUUGUUUAUCUCGUCAUCCUCAUCUUCUACAAGUGGUGUACGUUCACCCCUGAGAUGGGCCACUGUGCCCCGAGUCUCCUCAUUGGUUUGAUCAACAUGUUCCUGUUGAAGUACCCCAACGGCCCUGACGACAACUGCUCCGUCAAACCUUUCUACACCGGGCAGAAGUCGUUCCAAACGUUCCUGGUGAUCGUCGCACUGCUCUGCGUACCAUGGAUGUUGGUCAUCAAGCCCCUCAUUCUCCGUAAACAGCACCAGGAGAAAUCGGCGUUGUCUGGUGGUGCACAUUUAUCCGUGAACAGUGGCGACAUCGUUGACGAACGUGGAGAAGUAAGACACCACGACGGAAAUGUCAAACUGCCAGAGGAGGAGGUUGAUGAGGAGUUUGACUUUGCCGAUGUGUUCAUCCACCAAUGUAUUCACACGAUAGAGUACUGUCUCGGCUGUGUCUCAAACACUGCCUCUUACCUCCGACUCUGGGCUCUCAGCUUGGCCCAUGCCGAACUUUCUGAAGUACUUUGGACAAUGGUGAUGCGUAUUGGUCUCAGCAUGAAUGGUUGGAUUGGUACCCCCGUGUUGGUUGCCAUUUUCUCUUUCUGGGCCGUUCUAACCAUUGCUAUUCUCUUGUUGAUGGAGGGCCUGUCAGCCUUCCUGCACACACUGCGUUUGCAUUGGGUUGAGUUCCAGAAUAAGUUCUACAUUGGUGCAGGAUACAAGUUCUUACCAUUCUCAUUCGAGUCCAUCAUGGAGCAACACGGACCGGAGGACAUCUCUUAGACAAUUACCUGAUCACCUGGCUUCAGCUGGCUGGCUUUCACUUGACUGUAACGUCACCUGGCUAUGGUAACAGUGACAAAGGUGUCACCUUGUGGGCACAUACAUGUAUCUUCUGUUUGUUUUAUUAUUGUUGUGUUGAUAAAAUGUAACAGUAUUGUUUAUAUAGAGGUCAGAAACUAGUCAUGGUCUUGAAGGUGUGUCUUGAUUCCUAUGGCUUUAUGACAAUGCCCAAAGUUUAGAUUCAGGAAUGUGUGAUACUUGUUAAAUAGAUAUGUGCUCAUGAAUUUAUUUAUUUCUCAAAACUCGUGUGCCAGCUGAAAGCCAGGUAUACAACUCCAGACAGCUGAUAGAUGUGUUAUUGGUGUAAACAUUUAAUGUUAGAAACAUUGUCCCUUUAAGGCUUGAGGAAAUCUCGCAUAGAGAUUAGUCUAUUGUCAUGAUCAGACAGAUUAUUCUGGCAAUAACUGCCACUUACCUCAGCCCUAAAGAGAUGACCGGUUUCUAUCUUACAUCUCGUCACUUGGGAACUAUUGCUGCUUUAGAAGGCUACCUCCAAAUCUGAAGGUUUAUGAAGAAACUGCCAAAAGGUGAUAUCAGAUUGCUUCUCAAACAGGAGGAAUGUCUCGAUGUGGAAAUAAGGCAUGUAUCCAUGAUUAUGGUGACAAAAUUGUGAAAUCUCCAUGUAGCUUGAGGUUCUCUUGAUUGAGAAGUAACCAGCCAAAGUGGCAACAUCUCUGCUCACUGUCAUUGUAAUUAUCUUCCUUCACUGGUGUAGGCCUUACAUAUCUGUCCAGUACAAGUACUUCAACAAGAAGACACUAAAAUACUUGUUAGGAUAGCCGAGUGAAACAGUCGACAGUCGUUUGGCUCCUGUUACAAAUGUACUUUCUUUUGUUUUGUUUUUGUUAACUUUUCUCUCAUUGGUAUAGCUUAAACACAUAUCUGUAAAACUUAAGUCAUAAAUUUAUUACAAGUUACUAAUCUGCUGUCUGGAACUUUUGUGUUGUGUGGAAAAUAACAAAAUUGUACGGCAGGUUGUCAUAAAAGAUAAUUCACAACUGGUUGAUUUGUGCAUGACGUAAAUGGCAAUGUUGAGAGAGGAUGCUCACUUUGUAUUGAAGUUGUAAGAGUGGUACCACACAGGGAAGGAUUAAAUUACGCUGUCGGGUUUUACAAUCAUAUUGCAUUUUAAAAAUAGAUCUGGUAGUCUUCGUUGAACUUUCCUGUAUCAUUAUUACCACAUUGUUAUUGUUUAAAGCCCAUAUUACUGAGAAAGAUGGUCAUAAUCAGUGAAAUGAGAUUGCCAAGAAUCCAAGUUUAUUUAGAAUGUACCUCAAACAUUGGUGUUUUCUUGGUUUUGUUCUUUCACUGAAAACGAGACGAAAGAGGUGGGAAAAUCUCAGUUUCAUGAAUAAGGUCAGGCAGAAAUUCUAUCAUUAUUGUAUUGUGACCUUAAAUAUUGUAAGGAUCAACAGUUGGUGUAGUUAGUUUUUGUGACUUGUUAAUGGUUCAGCAUAGAAUAAACGGACAGCUUGCCUACAAAA
Messenger RNA from Lineus longissimus, 4209 nucleotides. RefSeq names its product V-type proton ATPase 116 kDa subunit a 1-like. The record is from RefSeq and is a predicted model, not a curated record. Gene Ontology annotation, cellular component: vacuolar proton-transporting V-type ATPase, V0 domain; plasma membrane; vacuolar proton-transporting V-type ATPase complex. Lineage: Eukaryota; Metazoa; Nemertea; Pilidiophora; Heteronemertea; Lineidae. Gene Ontology annotation, molecular function: ATPase binding; proton-transporting ATPase activity, rotational mechanism. Bases 104 to 2665 code for a protein of 853 amino acids. Gene Ontology annotation, biological process: vacuolar acidification; proton transmembrane transport. The transcript is spliced from 19 exons.